AUGUCCCUAGAGCCACUGAAGUUCCAGGCGGUGGGCGAGGAGGAGGAGGAGGAGGAGGAGGAGGGGAGCUUAGACUCUGUGAAGGCACUGACAGCCAAGCUUCAGCUGCAGACCCGACGACCCUCAUAUCUGGAGUGGACCGCCAGGGUCCAGAACCCCACCUGGGGCAGAGUCCAAGUCAGACCUGAGCCGGGGAGACCUGGAGCCAUCUGUGGCUUUGACUCCAUGGAUUCUGCGCUUGAAUGGCUCAGAAGGGAGCUGCAGGAGAUGCGUGCUCAGGACCGGCAGCUGGCGGGGCAACUGCUGAGGCUGCGUGCCCAGCUGCACCGACUCAAAGUGGACCAAGCCUGUCACCUGCACCAGGAGCUGCUGGAUGAGGCGGAGCUGGAGUUGGAGCUGGAGUCUGGGACUGGUCUGGCUCUGGCCCCGCCACUGCGGCAUCUGGGACUCACCCGCAUGAACAUCAGUGCCAGGCGAUUCACCCUCUGCUGAGGGCACUCGGGUGUCCCCUGGACUAUCUGGGAAGAAGGAAGGAAGAGGUGCCCCAGGCUCCGGCUCCUGCAAGGGUGGGGGUGGGCGCGCACACAGGUUUCUGAAAGUUGAAUUCAGAGAGCACAAAGCCCCAGAGUGAGGGGAAGAGAGGGAGUUCAGGCCGCAAAUAUGUUAAUUAAAAAACCGCUGCAUCCCACCAAAGUUUCUGCAGUCCCUCACUGAAGCUGAGGGUGGUUGUUGCCUGUCUACCACAUGACACUGGGACUGGGGACUCCACAACAGGAGACAAGACUGCUGAAGGUGGAUGGCACCCAGUCUCCCCAACAUCUCCAGAUCUAUUUCUCCACCUUAUCAAAUCAGAAGGGAGGGUUAAAUAAAGAUUUAUUGUAUUUUGUUUGUUUUGUGUGUGAGCAUGCCGGGAGAAGAGGUUAUUGGAUGAGCUGGAGCUGGAGUUAUAGGCUGUCGUGAGCUGCCUGA
Molecule: messenger RNA, 969 nt
Organism: Cricetulus griseus (Chinese hamster)
Lineage: Eukaryota; Metazoa; Chordata; Mammalia; Rodentia; Cricetidae
Source: RefSeq, a predicted model, not a curated record